GACUAGCUGUAGACAUUAAUCGUAAUGGAAGUUACGGUUACACAUAUGAAAAACCCAUUCUCGUUCUUUUUAAAAGAAAAGGGUAAUGAGUGUGAUCGGCCACUUAAAGAUGAGGAUCGGUGUGAUCUGCAGAAUACCUAUUUGAAAAAACAGUGGUCGGAUGUGAACCACGGAAAAUAUGUUGCUGUAUGGCACCAGAGUAAAUGGACCCGUGGUAUUGUGCACAUGGAAACCCAAGUUUUAAUCUGGUUGGUUGACUGUGGGUACUAUGUACGACCGGAUGAAAGCAUGGUCUAUGUGGAUUUACCUCCGGAGUUUAAGAAACUGCCUACUAAGGUGUUUGAAGGCAGUAUUCAUGGAGUGGUACCAAUUGAUAAGGCACUCUCAGACGAAUGUGAAAUUAAAGAUGUCAUUGCCACCACCUGGAAUCAUGGAUCCAUCGAAAAAUCCCAGAACAUAAUCAAUCAAAGCAGGGCUAUUUAUUUUGUGCCCAUAGCCCUGUUGUGUACUAAAGGAAAUGAUGUUGUGCUCGGAGACCUGUAUGUGGACACUCCUUGCCAAGGUGUGGUUAACUUUAUUGACCUCAUGGAGUUGUGGCCCGUGCAUCUGCAGAAGAACCCAGCGGUGUACAUUCAAAACAUUUCUACGUUUUAUUCGAGCCGGCGUAAACACCACGCAUGCAUCCUCAAGCCGGUGAUGCCGAGAGAACUACCCGUGGUGACUCCCGCCACCAUCACCCUCGACCAAUACGAAGCCAUCGCCAACGACGCCCCGCAGCUCGAGCUUGCCGACAACGCCAGCACGGACGAAUGUAGCACUGUCGUGACCAACCGCCAGGAUAACCAUCUCACAGCAGACGAGAUUGAAGAGUACUCUAAGAUGUAUAUCAAAGUCAAUGGCAUACAGUAUAACGUUUUGAAGAUAAUACUUAACAAGUGCCACGAUUUGAGCAUGUGUGAAAGGUAUAAAGAUAAAAAGUCUGUAGGAAGGGCGACUACGCGUCAUUCUACUUUCUGUGGCUAUCAACGCCGGCAUUUGGAUGAUUUCGAUCACUUUGCUUAGAAAGUAUUUGCAGGCGCUACAGUCGUCUAGCCAGCUUUCGACUGCAGUGCCUACAAGUGUCUAAGCAGAUUGCUUAUCCAUUGGCAGAUAAUAAUUAAUUGUUUUGAAUUCUAGUGAUAAAACAAGUCCGCCUCUCUUUGCCUUGCCGGUGAAUAAACCCUUUAUGGAAGUUUUGCAGUGCGGUAUUUGUGCAGUGAUGUUUUUUUUAAGGCGUGUGGGAUAGUUUAUUUUUCUUUGGUUAUAUAUUGUAUGAAAAUAGGUACAUAAUAUAGCAAUACAUAUAUUUCUGGGUGCCUUAUACUAAAUAUUUUGCCAUUUAUGUUACGUUACGUGUGUAAUAAGACUAAUAAGUUACUUUACUGAGCUUAUCAAGCUACUUAUUUCAGUUACAUAAUUAUUUUUAAGUAGGUACACUUAAAAGCUGGACUUAUAUUUUCUUGUAUAACAAUGAAGCAUGCGUUCACAUUGCGAAGGUACAAUAAGUAUGUUAUUUUGGUAAGCUACUUCAUAGGUACCUUUUUUCUUAUGAUAAAUCAGUUUGUAAGUUAAUCUCUCAGUACUGAUUUAGAUUCUAUGAUUGAAAUCAGGGUUUUAAGUGUUGUGAGAGAUCAAAUAAUAUAAGCCUUUUUAAUUAUACUUAGGUAUUACAAUUAUUUAAUAGUUUAUAGUUAAGAAUUAGCGCUGUUGCUAACGAGAAGUUUAUAUUUUUGUUUAAUAAGUUUUUUUCCGAUUUUAUUUUAUUUUGUGAGCAUGUUAGUCACAUCAUAGUUUAAGUUGAAUGUUGAAUAAAUGUUUAAACCUGCUUUAUCUGCUUACUGCAGAUGCUGUUAAAAUAAUAUACAAGUAAAUUCAAUAUGUUUAAGAGUAUACCACAAGUUAUACUGAGUAUGUAUUAUAUUAGAAGCAGACAUAGAAGUUUUGGUGGCAAUAACGUCAAUUAACUAGGGACUUCCUUCCGAUAUUAAAUUUAUCGACAACUGAAUACUUAUUUCGAAAUGCCAUUUCAUAUUAACUAUUAAGUUCACCGGAGAAAAUAGAAAUUAACUAAAAUAUGCUGAUUACUACCCAUCAAUGUUACCUAUAUAAUUUUUAGGAGUUUUAAAAAUCAACAUAAACAACAUUUUUUUUUAUUAGUAACGUGUUUCUUACACAAAAAGUUAUUUUAAUGAUAUUCAAUCGAUUUCCAUGCAAAGUAAACGGAAUCCAAGAGUGCCUUGCAACAAAGGCCAAUUUAGGUAAAUUUUAUGACACGUAACGAAUAGGUGCACUACAGCAUUUUUCAUUCAAUCAAUUAUGAACCUUAUGUGGGUAAUAAUAAAGUAUUUUAGACUUAUCGUUAUCUCAUAAUCAUAACAUAACUACUGGCAUAAGAAAGUACAAUUUAUCGAUAAAAUAAUAUCGUGUGGAAAUCCCUAGGUAAAUUUUAUUCGUGCCACCAAAACUUCUAUGUCUGAUUAUAAGUAAACAAUUGUAUCUAAUACUUAUGGCAUUAGACGUGUAGGUGUAGGUAUACCUAUGUCUCCACAACAUAUAUAUGUUGCUUUAAAACUAAUUGUUGUUUAUCGAGAAUUACCUUUUUAAGUUUGAGAGUAAUAUGCUAUUUUUUGUUCUUAAUACUUGGUAUUAAAAUUAUACUUAGUUUAUGUUUAGAAUUUAUAUUUAAAGGCGAGGUGUAGUUAUGCUGAUUGGUGCGGUGCGGUGUUCAGGGCAAAAUUAUCUAUUAAAUUUUAUGCACGUAAACAUUUAACAGUAGGUAGUUGUUCCUUUUAAAUUAAAUUGAGUACAUAUAGUGUAGCCAAACUGGAAAAUGUUUUAUAACAUUACACAGAGUUCGUUCUUAAGAGUAGCCCGUAAACCACC
Molecule: messenger RNA, 2922 nt
Organism: Cydia splendana
Lineage: Eukaryota; Metazoa; Arthropoda; Insecta; Lepidoptera; Tortricidae
Exons: 5
Coding region: 25-1062 (345 amino acids)
Source: RefSeq, a predicted model, not a curated record